Messenger RNA from Bombyx mori (domestic silkworm), 1731 nucleotides. Its product is annotated as serine/arginine repetitive matrix protein 1-like. The transcript is spliced from 3 exons. The record is from RefSeq and is a predicted model, not a curated record. The coding region runs from base 1 to 1731 and encodes 576 amino acids. Lineage: Eukaryota; Metazoa; Arthropoda; Insecta; Lepidoptera; Bombycidae.
AUGCGCUCUGCGCUCGCCAGCGACUCGGGUGCGAUCAACCCCACCAGAUCAUCGGCGGGGAAAAAGAGGAGGCGAAAGAAGACCCCAUUACAAACUUCCGACGAUGGCGGCGCGUCAUCCUCCAGCAUCGAGGUGCCGGAAAAGACGAUGGCUGUCGAGGAGGUGGUUCCGGUGGUUUCGGGGCCUGCCACGUCGGAAGAUAUGAUGCCUGCUCCCCAGUGGGCACCAGUAAGGAGGAGGGGCGCGGUGUCACCGGCGACGUCGGUAGAGUCUAUAUCGACGUCGGCCGCAUCCCUGGCUAGCGGGGAUGAAACAUUCCGCGACCUUGACCUUGCGCUGGUGAAUCUGGGCAAGCUGCUGUCGACCGUGGCUGCCAAGGGCGCCGAGCCAGGCAGCAGCUACCGAAAAAGGCUUCGAGAAGGAGCCGCUAUGGUUAAGACGAGGCUGAUCCCCACUAUGUCUAAGCUGUAUAACUUGGUGGCGAGCCGGGAAGGGGAUAAAAAAGGUCUCGUCGCGCAGCUUGACCCCAGGGAGAGUAACAUCCCGGGGGACUCCCCGGCCUUACGGGGAGGGACCCCCCUGUCGCCAAUGCCUGCGCUGACACGCUCUGGGCCCCUCGCAGAGGCGAUGGACACCGACGUGCCCUCGCGGGCCGCGAAGAGUGUGCCGGCACCCAUGCCAGUGCCCACCCCUGUGGCCUCUAUUCCUCGAGCACCUACGUCUGCGCUUUCUCGCCCCCCGCGGAGGGUUGAGUUAAGGCCUGCGCUGCCUCCCCGGAUAUCGGCCGCCCCUGCAUCCGUGCAGAGAGGAGUGCAACGGCCUGCGCCAGCACAAACGGAGGACAUCCGUUCGCCACUGGCGAGGAUGGUGGACGAGUGGCCGGCACUGCCGCGGCCCAGAUCUACAGAGCCGUCUCUUUCGGCCCCGCGUGCCGUGGGGCCACAGAGUCCACACUACGUGGCUGCUGGUAUGCGGGAGGUGAACAAUUCCCUCCCAAGCAAAGAGGAAAUGGUGGCCUGCAUUUCGCGGGCGGUGGCAGUAGAGGUCGGAAAGCACUUUGCCAGCCUUGAGGAGAUGCUCCGCUCCUCGGUUGAUUCCGGAGUCUGCGUCCUGGCGCCAAAAGCCGCAGCCGCCCCGCGCGACCAAUCCACUCGGCCGACCUCUGCCUCUACCCCCUCUGCGAGGAUGGUACAGCGUGGAGGCCGAAACCAGAACAGUAGGGCUGCGGGUGCUCCGCGAUCCCAACCACAGUCUCGUUCCCUUCCUCCUCCUCCGUCAAACAUGGACGAGGGCUGGACAGAAGUGGUGAAGAAGGGAAAUAGAGUAAAGGGACAGACAGCAACUCUGGCAGCUCCCCGAAGGGGUCGAGCGCCGAUCAAUGCAACUCAAAAUACAGCGCUGGUGGCCAUGGCUGCUCCUCGCGAGGGUAGAGCACCGGCCGCCAGCAAGAAGAAAAGAGAAAGGAAGAAGCCGCGCGCAGCGCGGUCGGCUGCCGUCGUAGUGACGUUGCUGCAGGCCGCCGCCGAAAAGGAAAUCGGGGCGGAGGAGGGUCUGCGCUUCCGGCAUACCGCCAAUGGGGCGAAGCUGCUGGAGUGUCCCGGUGCCAAUAGUUCUGGCAUCGCAGACAAACUAGUAGCGACGCUCCGCGUGGCACUGCCGGAGGAAGACGUGCGCGUGCACAGGCCGGCAAGUAAACCGUCUCGGUCAAAAGACUUCAACGCGCUUAUCUGA